CAGCACAACACUUUUUACGUGGUAUCCGAUAUUGGGAGAAGAAGGAUCCUAAUAUCGACUAAUCCACGGUAGGAAUCUCUCCUCUUGAGGAUUCCUACGAAUCUACUAGAUCGUUUCCUUGAUCGUGAUUACAAUUGCACAGUUUAGGAUGAUCAGCACCCUGCCAAUCAGCCUAACACCAAUACUGAGUUCUAAUCUCCCUGAUUAUUCACUCAGAUUCACAAGCUAUUCUCUCCGAUUAGCUGACCGAGUUUUCUUAUCAAAAGUUCACCACUGUUCACUCAACACUCUGUUCUUUUGAGUUGCCGAAAAACUCUGCUUUCUCCAUUGCUCAAUCUCGUGGUUAUAUAGUCUACUUUCUUCAAAGUAGUCGUUGUCUGAUUGAGGUUUGAAUUGCUGUGAUUUGGCUCCAUGUUUCCUUCUUUGAGAAUUUCCAUCUUUGUCUUGAUUUGAUUUGUUGAUUCUUUCCCUAUUGACGAGCUUCCCUUAACAUGGCGGUUCCUGGCGAAUAUACUCACACUUCGGGGACUCCUGUCUUAUCGUCCGAUACUAAACAUCUGGCGGCUGCAGGCUGCCAAGGAGGCCGAUAUGCUGCAGGCUGCCAAGGAGGCGAGGAAGACAUUCUGGACUUCCGAAGAGUACCAGGUCGCUGACAAUAAGAAGUACAAAAAGCUGCUUUGCGACACCAUGGCCGCCAUCAGUCAUUGGUUCCUCCGUGAAUAUCCCGAGGUAGUAUGGGAUACUAACUCGAUCUGGGAUGCGGUCGAGUUCUGGAGCGAUGAUGACAUCAACUCUGAAUAUGUGCCGUCUCCCGAAGCGCCUACCGUUCCCUCGACAAGCAUCGCGGCCGGAACCGCUGAAGACGAGGAGGGCGGGCAAGAUGGAGAGCAGCAGGAUGGUGAGGAGCAGCCGGAUGGAGAGGACGGUCAGCGUGAUGACGGUGGGGAGCAGCAGGAUUAGAUUUAAGUUGCACUUGUUUCCCUUUCAUUUUGUUGUGUAAACUUAAUCUGCCUCGGCAGUAGAUAUUUUGGUGUGCCCCUUGUGGGUGCUCCUGUGGAAUGUUUUAAUUUUUUCUUCGUAUUAUCUUGUGAUCUAUCUUGCGCAGGCGGUCAUAACUUUAGGGCGGCUCAUGGAUUCUGCCCCUUAGAAGUGGUGUUCGGAGCGGUUUUGUAUCACAGC
Molecule: messenger RNA, 1179 nt
Organism: Linum trigynum
Lineage: Eukaryota; Viridiplantae; Streptophyta; Magnoliopsida; Malpighiales; Linaceae
Source: the annotation of a GenBank genome assembly